Messenger RNA from Spirodela intermedia, 3042 nucleotides. Lineage: Eukaryota; Viridiplantae; Streptophyta; Magnoliopsida; Alismatales; Araceae. The record is from the annotation of a GenBank genome assembly.
AUGGCAGCGCCGCUGCUUUCGAUCCUCUCCUUAUUCUUAGAUAAGCUUAAAAAUUUUAAACACGAGGAAGUGACGCUCAGCGGGUUACGGUCCGCGCUGGAGGAGCUCGAGAAGAAGAUCAACGAGAUCAGACACUUCGUCCCCGACGCAGAGACCCAGGCCUUCAACAACGAGUACACCCGCCACUGGCUGAAAGAGCUGAAAAAUGCAGUGUACGACGCAGAUGACAUCCUCGAUGACUGCGCGAUCGCCGGGGAACCCGUGUCAGGACAGCCGGAAUCGCCCUCCUCGACCAACGCGGUAUGCCCUCGUUUCUUCUCUCCAUUAUCUUUCACGAGUCAGAUUGGAUUUCAACAUAAAAUGGAGAUGAGGAUAAAGAGUAUAAGCUCUAGGCUGGAGAAGAUCUCCAAAAAGAAGGCUGAGCUGCACUUGACGCCCACAGAUGAUGAUUUCUCAACGAAAGGCAACAGCUUUCAGACAUCAUCUCUACUCCAUCCAGAAAUUACUGGUCCUUCGCUUGAAUCACAGUUGAAAAAAUUACGGAGACUACUUGUGGGGGAUGAGAACGAGGGAAAGCUGAUAGCGAUCACAGGGAUGGGGGGAAUCGGAAAGACUACCCUAGCUAAAGCUACAUACAACGAUCGAUUCAUCGAAGCCAGUUUUCGCAUGAGGAUUUGGAUCUGCGUUUCCAAGUACUUUAACCAUAUUAAGAUAUUGAAAGAGAUGAUAGCGCAAGCAGGCGGGGACCCCCGGAUUGCUGACACUAAAGAACAGCUGGCCAUGAUCCUAAGCAGUCUCGUCAAAGGCAUGAAAAUUUUUCUUGUUCUGGAUGACGUCUGGACGACAGAGGUCUGGGAAGAGCUACUCCGAGUGCCCUUGCAGGGCGCCGCCGUUGGCACAAGGGUGUUGAUUACGACUCGUCACGAGUCUGUUGCGAGGCAGAUGGGGGUGUCCUAUCUUCAUCCUGCCGAAAGCAUGAGUGAUUCCGAAGCCUUCUUCUUUUUGUACAAUAUGGUACCCAGAAACGGGGAGGAAGAACAGUGGGGAACCCUGCAAGAUGUCGGCUUUAAAAUUGCCGAGAGAUGCAAGGGCGUCCCUUUAGCAUUAAAGGCAAUCGGAGGGAUUCUGAGAUGCAGGAAAAAGAACGUACGAGAGUGGGAGGAGAUUCUCGAAGAUCCAAUAUGGUCUACAUCCAUUUUCCCAGAGGAGGAGGAAACCGUAAUGAAAUCAUUGUAUUUGUCUUACAGGGAUCUGCCCCCAAACAUCAAGCAGUGUUUUCUAUACCUCUCGCUGUUUCCUGAGGACCUUGUGUUUCUGCGUCCCAGUGUCGUGCAGUACUGGGUUGCUGAGGGUUUCCUAAAACCAGAGGGCACUUUAACCAUGGAAGACGUAGGAACGAAGCAUUUCGAUGAGCUGUCCGAUAGGGGUCUUCUGCAGCCACAAAUAGCUCCGAUAGAGGGGGCUCUGUGCAAGAUGCACGACAUGGUGCGUUCUCUCUGUCAGUAUCUGGCUGAAGGUGAAUGUCACUUUGGUGAGAUGCCGAGACCGGAAAUCAGGUCCGGAAACCUCCGCCGGUUGUCAAUGAUGGAUUGUGAUUUUCCCGUAGACAUCCAUCUCUUGAAAAGGGAACAACGCCUGAGGACACUUCUUCUCUGUGGGAACCCAUAUGGAGGGGUAGUUCUAAAACAGGAUGUUAUCGAAGCUCUUGCGUAUCUGAGAGUGUUAGAUGUCAGUGAGACACCCAUUGAGGAGCUGCCACACUUCAUUACAAAACUUCGACAUCUGAGGUUCCUCAACGUCUCUGGGACUCCCAUUCGGGCGUUGCCAGAUUCGAUAGGCGACAUGAAAAGCCUAGAGUUCCUGUUACUGAAGUGCUGCAAGAACAUCUCGUUUCUUCCAGAUGGCAUAACGCAGCUUAGAAAUCUGAGGUGCCUCGAGAUGAACGAGGGAACUGUCAUAGACCAAAUGCCAAAGGGAAUCGGCGAACUGCGUCAGCUGCGAACUCUGAAGGAUUUUGUGGUGGGUAAGCGGGAGGGGACUCUGCAAGAAUUACGGGCUCUUUCACAUUUGAGAUCGCUGGUGGUUACCAAACUGGAGGGUGUGUCAGAAAGAACGCAAGCCAGUAUUCACCUCGAAAAGAAAACCUCCCUUAUUUACACCAGCUUCGAGUGGUCCUUCCCUCCCGUUGACCAAAUAAAGAGCAUGUCCGAAGUAUUUGAUGAGCUAUGCCCCUCAUCCUCCCUGCAGAUUCUCAACGUCGAUGGAUACCUUGGACCCACCCUCCCUCGUUGGAUGUGGCCUUCGUCGUCAUCUGGCGUCUCUCCCAUCCAUAAUCUCACACAUAUAACAAUGACCAACUGCAUAAUUUUCUCUCAGCUUCCUCCUCUCGGACUUCUCCCUAAUCUGAAGCUUCUCGGACUCAAGAAUUGCUCCCAGCUCGUAACCAUCGGAACCGAGCUCGCGAACCCUUCUGCUUCCCCACAUCCAUCUUCUUCCACUGCAAAUGGUGGCUCAACUGCUAUUCUGUUCCCCAAGCUGGAAUCCCUUUCUCUUGUAGAAAUGCCGAAUCUUGAAACAUGGUCCUGGAAAACAGACAACGGAACAAACAUGGUGGCUUUUCCUUCACUCAAAGUUCUGUACCUUGACGACUGCCCCAAGUUGAGAUGCAUACCCGAUGGCCCUUGGAGACGACUCAAGAAAAUAUACGUCUACAACCGCCAUUCAAUCUUGGAGGUCGUGAGUCUUCCUGCUCCGGAAGCAUUGUGUGUAAGAGAUGACAGCUCAGAAGACGUCCCGCCGUGGUUAAAGCACGUCUGUGUCGAUCCCACGGAUAAGGUGUCAAUCCUUUUCCUCCAUGUCAGCCUUAGUCUGCUCAGGAGAAUGUUACAGCAGAGAAAGGCGGACGUCGACGACUCAAAUGCUGGCUGGAAUGUCGUUAAACGAUUUCCUCGUGCUUUCGUUGUCGCAAGGGACGAUGAAAAAAUGUUUUUCUCCUACGACAAACAUGAAUCAUUAUUCAACACCAAUGUGCAGAUCGCUUAA